This is a messenger RNA of Hypanus sabinus (Atlantic stingray), 4877 nucleotides long. RefSeq lists its product as uncharacterized. The transcript has 2 exons. Lineage: Eukaryota; Metazoa; Chordata; Chondrichthyes; Myliobatiformes; Dasyatidae. The record is from RefSeq and is a predicted model, not a curated record. Bases 1231 to 2403 code for a protein of 390 amino acids. Gene Ontology annotation, molecular function: zinc ion binding; nucleic acid binding.
CACUGCCAGCGACAGUGGUAGAGGAGGAUACAAUGGGGUCUUUUAAGAGACUUUUAGACAAAUACAUGGAGCUCAGAAGAAUAGGGUAAUUCAAGGCAGUUUCUAGAGUAGGUUACAUGGUCAGCACGACAUUGUGGGCCGAAGGACCUGUAAUGUGCUGUAGAUUUCUAUGUUCUAUUGUCGUGCUGUCUUCUCAUUGCCACCAUCAGGGACACACUCAACGUUUCAGGAACAGCUUCUUCCCCUCCACCAUCAGAUUUCUGAACGGUCCAUGAACACUACUUUGCUGCCUUUACACACCAGUUCUUUACACAUGCACAUUUCUUAUUGCAAUCUAAUGAGUUGCUAUGUAUUGCACUGGACUGCAGCUGCAAAACAACACGUUUCAUGACAUACGUUGAUGGCAAAAAACCUGAUUCUGAGGCUUUUCAAUGUCCUUGCCACAGCAAUAAAGCAGUUCAGCUGUCAUUCAGUGAAGGCUGAUCACCCUCCCGUUGUGACCCUCGUAGUCUGCACUGUACUCUCUGUAACUGUAUACUUCAUAAUGUUUCACGUUUACUCCCCUGACGUUCUAAUGAAUGGAACAAUCUCACAUGCAAACAGAAGGUUUUUCCACUCUGUCUUGGUAUGUGUGACGGAUAAGCUGAUAUUAAAUGACUCUACCAUCUGUCUGAAUGGAACAAAGCCUCUCUGGAGAACGGUGAGGGGUGUUUGGGAGGGAAGGACUCCAGUUAACUACAAUGCUUAACCAGGGUUUCGGCCCAAAGGUCAAACUCAUGAUUGGUGAGCUCAAGGGGUGAAGUUCAAAACUGGAAGCCUGACAUCUACGAGUCUGAUAAUCCAGGGACAAGCACUGGGUCAGGAGUGUGAGUGGCCGGGUGUGGUGAACUACAUAUACCUGUCUGGACAUGCCCCUCUGCUGACUGCUCCUGUGGCUCCACCCACAGACCCCUGUAUAAAGGCGAUUGGAGGCACUGCUCCUCCCUCAGUCUGCAGGAUGUUGUGGUCUCUUUUGCUGCUGAUAAAAGCCUAUCGUUCGCCUCCCAUCUCCAAGAGUUAUUGAUGGUGCAUCAAUUUUAUUAGCAGCAAUUUUAAAACACGGAGAGCAUUUUACGACCCGACAGAUUGGAUCUCGACCCUCAAUCCCAGGAAGCCGGCAACGCUUUCGAACUCUGGCUAGCAUGCUUCGAGCCGUACCUGGAGGAGAUUCAUGUGACCGACCCUGCCACGAUGCGCAGGGUUCUCCUCUCCAGGGUCAGUGCAAGGGUCUACUCCAUGAUCAGAGACCAAACAGACUACCAGGGUGCGAUGGAUGCCCUCAAAAGACAAUACCGGAGGCCAGUGAACACCGUCUUCUCAAGACAUCGCUUAGCAACAUGGCAGCAGCGGGCCGGAGAGUCGAGCGCUGAGUGGGUCCGGGCCCUACAGACACUCAUGCGGGCCUGCAAUUGCAGGGGACUGACGGCGGAACAGCAUACGGAGUUGCUAGUAAGAGACGCCUUUGUUACGGAGAUCAGGCCAGUGUACUUGUGCCAGUGGCUGCUGGAACACGCCGAUCUUACCUUACAUUCGGCGAUUGAGCUGGCCGACACGCAGGAGGCCGCUCUGCGCAACGCUGACGCUGUCCAGGCACGCCAUCUCCCGCCGGCCCCAUGGACACUGCAGACCCUGCAACCCGCCGGCGAAUCGACUUCGGCUGCUGUCAGUCGCAAGUCCGCGCAGUGUUACUUCUGUGGACUCGAAAAGCACCCCCAAAAACGCUGUCUGGCCCAAGAAGCUACCUGCUCCAGCUGCGGAAAGAAAGGCCACUUUGCCAAGGCCUGUAAGUCCAAACCACGAGCGGGGUCGAGCAGCGCCGUGUGCAAGGCAUGGGGGCGGCCAUCUUGGUCGCUGCCAUCUUGCCUGCCCACCGCGUGCGAGGCAUGGGGGCGGCCAUCUUGCCUGCCCGCCGCGUGCGAGGUAUGGGGGCGGCCAUCUUUGUCGGCGCCACCUCGCCCCGCCUCUGACCCACGGGAGCUUACUGGGCACCAAGAUGGUGAUUCAACUCUGGCCUCUGUGACCCUUGACCAAAGCGCUCCACACCAGCUCGCAAGGUCAAUGAUGGACAUCCUGGUGGAGGGGCACAGGACUAGCUGCCUGUUUGACAUGGGCAGCACUGAGAGUUUUAUUCACCCGUACACAGUGCAACGCUGCAGACUCGUGACACGGCCGGUAAGCCAGAGGGUCACCAUGGCUUCUGGAUUGUAUUCCACAGACAUCUGGGGGGGAUUGCGUAGCGACGUUGGUGGUGCAGGGCACAGAAUAUCAGAACUUCUUAUUACUGGUCAUGCCUCAACUGUGUGUGCCUGUGCUAUUGGGGCUUCAAUUCCAGAGCCACCUGAAAAGUGUGACAAUGGAGUAUGAUGGGUCCCUCCCACCAAUCACUGUCAGAAAUCCUCAGUUCUGUGGGGUUUCGUCAUAUACCCUACUACUGACCACACACACACACCGACCCCCACAUCCCACCCAACACCAUGCCAACGGCUGCGCUACUAACACCACUUGCAGCCUCUCCACCCUCAAGAUCCCUCCCCCACUGCUGUUCGCCAACCUGAUCCCCAACUGUAAACCCGUGGCAACUAAAAGUAGGAGGUACAGUGCGGGGGACAGGGCCUUCAUUCAGUCGGAGGUGCAGCGGCUGCUCAGGGAGGGGAUCAUUGAGCCAAGCACAAGUCCUUGGACGGCCCAGGUGGUUGUUGUUCAGACCAGGGAGAAAAAUAUGAUGGUCGUGGACUAUAGCCAGGCCAUCAAUAGGUUCACGCAGCUUGACGCGUACCCCCUACCCUACAUCGCGAAUAUGGUCAAUCAGAUAGCUCAGUACAAGGUAUACUCGACCAUAGAUCUGAAAUCCUCUUACCAUCAGCUCCCCAUCUGCCCAGAGGACCGCCCCUACACCGCCUUCGAGGCCGGUGGCAGCCUCUAUCACUUCCUGCGCAUCCCAUUCGGUGUCACGAAUGGUGUCUCUGUCUUCCAGAGGGAAAUGGACCGGAUAUGGACCAGUGCCAACUGAAGGCCACGUUCCCAUAUCUGGAUAACAUCACCAUCUGCAGUCACGACUGGCAGGAUCACGACACUAACCGCCAACGAUUUUUCCAAGUGGCCAAGGCUCUUAACCUCACCUAUAACAGGGACAAGUGUGUGUUCGGAACCACCCGACUUGCUAUCCUUGGGUAUGUCGUGGAGAACGGGGUCAUUGGCCCUGAUCCCGACCAUAUGCAUCCCCUGUUGGAACUCCCUCUUCCCACCACCCUCAGAGCCCUCAAACGGUGCCUGGGCUUCUUUUCCUAUUAUGCCUGUUACAAAUGUGGAGCAACUCUGAGGGGCCGAAGGGUGCAAAGUCGCCCCCUCCUUUUUGAGAAUCGCAAGAUCGCUAUUAUUUCGGGUCUGAAACCCAGGAAAUGAGAGAGAGAGACACAGCAUGUCAGGAAAUGAGAGAGAGACACACAGAAUACACAAGGUUUGGAAUGUCUCCUGACUUCAGCGGAACGGAAUCACGGAUAACGGCCAUUGUCUCUUGGAGACGGAAUUGUGUAUUGAGUACUGUACUAUUCAUUGAAACCCUUCAGGGGACAACCAGAGUGGGCUGGUUGAGGGAUUGCAUCAUCCCAACCUGAUUGACAUCUGAGACCCCGUGAGUAAGGAUAAAAGAGGGUCUGGGGAACAACCCCUUUAGACACACUAGGAGAAACGUUAGAAAUCCAGUGAUAGCGUUUAAUAGUGACAGCCGGCGGGGGCUCGUGUGAGUACUCCCUUGCCAGGGUGGCGGGCUCAUCACAGAAGAACGCUUUAGCUAAAGGAGAGGCCACAAGUGAACGGCCGCCCCAACGGGACUCCCGACGGAUCGAAAUCAUAAAGGAAAGUUGGCAAAACACGUAGUGGUAACUGUUCCCAUUCUCCCAUCUCUCUCUCUCCAACAACUUCAACACAGCGAUAAACAAAUGACGGCAGCCUGUGUGAACUGAAGCGAACUUUAUAUUUCCAUCGGACAAUUCAUUAUCCCCUAGACAACGAUAGAGCUCAUUUCUUAUUGAUUAUUAUUAUACCCGCACUUUUAGGUUUAGUAUUGACGACGUAUAUUAUCUGUAUAUUUGCAUCGAUAUUGUUUUUGUGUAUUUUUACUAAUAAAUACUGUUAAAAUUAGUAUCACCAGACUCCAAAGGACCUCUCUAUCUUUGCUGGUAGGUGAUCCAGUUAUGGGGUUCGUAACACACCCAAUGGGUCCCUCACUACACAGACAAGGCCCGCCCCCUGGUCAAGUCCACCACAUUUCCCGCGUGGCCUUCAGCCGCAUUAAAGGGAUGUUGCCAAAGCAACGAUGCAUGCGGUGGACGAGACCGUUCCCUUCCAAGUGGAGUGUGACGCCUCCGACUUCGCGCUGGCUGCUACCCUCAGUCAGGCAGGCAGGCCGGUAGCAUUCUUUUCUCGUACCCUUCAAGGCCCAGAAAUUCGGCACUCCGCGGUGGAGAAAGAAUCCCAGGCCAUAGUGGAAGCUAUUAGGCACUGGAGGCACUAUCUCGCUGGCAAAAGGUUCACCUUGCUGACCGACCAGCACUCGGUUGCGUUCAUGUUCAGCAACCAACAGCGGGGCAAAAUCAAAAAUGAUAAAAUUUUGAGGUGGAGAAUAGAACUCUCCACCCACAACUAUGACAUCCUGUACCGGCCUGGAAGGCUCAAUGAGCCCCCUGAUGCCCUAUCCCGGGGGGCGUGUGCCAGCACGCAGCUUGACCUGCUAUAUGCCCUCCAUGCAGAUCUUUGCCACCCGGGGGUCACCCGAUUUUACCAUUUCGUGAAAGCCUGGAACCUGCCUUACUCCCUUGAGGAAAUCAGGACGAUGACCA